AUGGCUAACGCAGCGACAUUCUUUGGGCAGGAUAUGCUUCUCAGGGCUGUCCUGGUCAACCUCCCACCCGGCCAGAUCCUACGCGCUCGUCAGGUCAAUCAGAGCUUCCUGGAGAACAUCGACAAUUCUCUCGAUGUCAGGCAGAGCGCGUUUCUGCUGCGCGACGCAAACGACCAGCAAGACAUCGUCUUCUGGUACCACGAUGGCUCGCCGACCGUCUGGCUGAUAUCGAUCAACGCACCACCCACGCAUGCGUCGCUUCUGGCUCAAAGCGUCGGCACGGCCACCCCUCCUGUCGCCUACAGGCGAUACAUCCUCAACUCGUCCGUCCUGCGCCCCGUCUCCGCCAACCUCGCCAAUCAGCAAGCUUCUGCGGCAUACUCGGCGAUGUGGCUCAGCCUGAUGGUGCCCUACCAUCCACCGAUGAACAUCACGACAUCACAAGCGCUCGCCCUGGACAUGCAGCUCGCAAAGCCGGCUGUCAUGACUGUCGAAGCGGGCGCAUAUGUGGGUCUCGUGUUUGCACAGACGUGGCAGACGAGGGCCCUGGUCACGAACAACAAUGGGAUCAGGGUUAGGGACGUUAUCGCUGAUCUCCAGGCCUGGCAAGCCACUCUCGCGGCUGGUCACUUCCUUCGCGAUCCGAGCAUUGCAUUCCUGGGGGUGUCUGGGUCACUCAGACUGAGAGGAAGAGGGUGGAAAGUUGAGGGAGAUGAUGGGGGUGAAGGUUGA
Messenger RNA from Saxophila tyrrhenica, 732 nucleotides. RefSeq lists its product as uncharacterized. The record is from RefSeq and is a predicted model, not a curated record. Lineage: Eukaryota; Fungi; Ascomycota; Dothideomycetes; Mycosphaerellales; Extremaceae. The transcript has a single exon. Bases 1 to 732 code for a protein of 243 amino acids.